This is a messenger RNA of Electrophorus electricus (electric eel), 4864 nucleotides long. The record is from RefSeq and is a predicted model, not a curated record. NCBI's taxonomy places the organism in Eukaryota, Metazoa, Chordata, Actinopteri, Gymnotiformes, Gymnotidae.
GCCGCGUGGAGACGGAGCAGUCACCGCGAGCCCUGCGAGCGAGCACGACGCGCCAGCAUGGCGGCCCAACGGGACCUCGACCGAGGCGGCCACUGCCACAGGAAAACGUGGAUUAAUGUCCUGCUAGGAAUUCUACAACUACUGCUGCCCUUCCUCCAGCGCGGAGGAGCCCAGUUUCAAGCUCUCGCCGAAAUGUCCAGCGUGGUGGAAGUGUGGCAGGCAGAGGACACGGACUUCCUAGUGCCGUCGCAGGCAGCGGAAGAGCGGAGCGCUGAAAGUCUCCCUCAGGAGGACAGCUCCUCGUUUUAUGUGAGGGACCUCGGGAGACCACUCCGCCUCCAACCCUCUGUGCUGGACUUCGGGACACAGCCAGUGGGGCUCCCACGAGCUGAAACCAUCUACAUCCACAACCCCAGUGCGGACCUGCCGGUCACGCUGCAGUCGGUCUUCUCAUCCAGCACACACUUUCACAUGCCUUCCUUCCACAGACGGGUGAUCCCACCCAGAGGGAAGACAUCUUUUAAACUUGUUUUCCUCCCUACAGAGGAGGGCAAUGUAGAAAAUUCUUUAUUUAUUAACACUUCGACCCACGGGGUGAUUACAUACCAGGUUUUUGGUGUUGGCAUCUCUGCUGCUGACUCUAUUAAGGAUAUACAGAAGAGAGGCAGUGUUCUGAUAUUCCCCCACAUGCAGAGUAUUAAACUCACACAAACUCAGGAAGAAGCUUUAAAUAUUACCAUCCUGGGACUGUUGUUGGAAUGUACACUCCCUGCUUCCCUCUACAGAAACCCUCAGGGCAUCUGUUUUCAGACGGAGAAAGAAGGACGUCUGUCUCUUCAGAUCAGUCUGUCUGAGAGAGGAGAAAGGCCAGCCCACCUCGACAAACUGAAGCCGUAUGUCCUGGAGAGCAUCAUGGUACUGCUAGUCCUCCUUCCACAAGGCGGCACUGCAACAGAUCCUAGAAUAGGAGUGUACAUGGUGAACUCUGGGAGCAGACAGCUGUUUGUAAAGGAGAUACAGUUCCUGUCGAGAACAGACAGCUUGGUGGAGAUUAACCAAGUGGCACUGCAAGCUUCAGCCAGUAACCUCACUCGGGUGGCAACGCUGUCCUGCAGAAGGUUGUUGUCAUCUCAACGUAAAAAAUGUUCCAGUCAGGUCAGCUUAGAGAUGCCAGGGAACAGAAGUGUGAACAUGUUUCCGUGGCUGGAUAUUGCAAACAGUGAUUCUGCUGUGUGGAUUCAGUUCAGGCAGAAGCAGAGGGGUGUAGACCACGUAGAGCUGUGGCUGUUCAACUCUCUUCCGUUCACUUUCACCAUCACUAACGUCUCUCUCUCCCAGCCCACCCACCAACUCUUUGAGGUAGUAAAACUCACAAAGACAGUGGGUGUAGCUUUUGGGUGCUGGAAACUGCUUACACUCCAGCUCCUCGACAAGACCCUGCCCAUCAGCGUCAUCACUGUGGUAACCCUGAGCACUAGUCUGGGGUUUUCCUUCGAGCUGCCUGUACACACCUUCUCUACAGGGUCAAAGCGGGGGGAAGUCAUCUUCGAGGCAGGCAGCGAGUGCGAGAAGCCCUGUCCUCUCCAUCUCUCCCGAGCAGGGCGUUUGGAAUGGCAGCGGUCUCUCUUCCCAGAGUCCCCCUCUGAACUGUGGAGAGUAGACAGCAGCCUGAGCGCAACUCUCUGUAGCCACUGGCACUGUAGUGAGAGGCUUUCCUGCAGGUGGCCCAGGCUUCCUGCUGAGUCCUCCGCAUCUCUGGACUUCGGAGCUACACCAGUCAAUGAGAGCAAGGUCAAAAAUUUCACUCUCAAAAACCCAACUGGUUCUGUGGUGUCCGUGGAGAUCAGAACCCUUUCUUCAUAUCCAUCACCUCUUGAAGCAUUAGAUCUACUCACAAAAUGGUUCAAUAUCAGUCCCCUCUCUGUCAACAUCACUACUACUGAGUUCUCACUGUUGGCAGCUGAUUGGAAGGAGAGACAGAGAGGGGGCAACAGAGUGCAGAGAGUCGUGUUGCAGCCAUGGGAGUCAAAAAGUGUGUCCGUGGCGUACACGCCCACCGAACACAAACCUGUUACGUCCCUGCUCCUCAUCAGGAACAACCUAACAGUGUUUGACCUGGUGCUGGUGAAGGGCUUUGGGGCAAGGGAACUCCUGCGUGUGGGAGGCAAACUUCCUGGCCCCGGGGCAUCUCUCCGCUUCAACGUGCCCCAGUCCACGCUAAUGGAGUGUAGAGAUGGUCUACGCAGUCACACCAACAAGCCCCUGUUUGCCAUCCAGAAGAGUUUUAAGGUGGAGAAUGCGGGAGAGUUGCCUCUCACCGUCAUGUCCAUGAACAUCAACGGCUAUAAGUGUCAGGGCUUUGGCUUUGAAGUGCUGCAGUGCAGGUCCUUCAGCGUGGACUACAACUCCUCCUCCGAAAUCACUAUCGCGUUCACUCCUGACUUCACGUCGUCGUGGGUGAUCAGAGACCUGACCUUGGUGACGGCGCGUGGUUCCGCUUUUCCCUUCACCCUGAACGUUACGCUGCCCCACCACAUGCUGCCCCUCUGUGCCCAGGUCGUGCCAGGUCCCAGCUGGGAGGAGUCCUUCUGGGUUAUCACACUCGUCUUUGCCUGCUUCUCUCUGGCUGGAGUGUGUCUGAUGGCCUUCCAUCAGGCCCAGUACAUCCUGCGGGAAUUCUCCACCCCGGUGCCACGCAACAACCACAACCCCGCCCCUCGUGAGAAUGGCUCCGUGAGCCACAAUGCGGCUAACAGUGCCAGCAGGGGAAAGGGUAGCUGCAAGAACUACUCUGACACGUGCCACACGUCUGACAAAGGAAAGGGGCGGGGCUCCACGGCGGUGGCCAAUGGGACGGUCCGUUCACAGACCACCUCCAAAAGGAGUUCCGGAGGCUCCUCCCAGCCUCAGAAGAAACACACACACAAAGUCUCCUUCCUGUACACAAGAUACAAGUACAGCUCUGCGGCUCCGGCGAGCACGGCUGCUAACACUAACCCCCCAAACCCUCCGCAAGACGAGCAGAGAGAGGAACGCACCUUUGAGCAAGACCCUGAUAUUUGUAAUAACAAUAACAACGAUGACGACGACGACGUCAUCACAGGCGAGUCUCCCGUCCACGUGGAGAAGAAAGAGCAGGGCAGAGAGCCCAGCAGGGAGGGCAAGACGUCGUCAGGCGGUAUGUUUCCUAUGGAAACACUUCCUGGAUUCCCUCAAAGCAUUUCGGCCAAUCGUGUGUCUCAGUCAGUGGAUGGAGAGAUGAACUGUUGUAGCAGAAAGAACGUUGAGGAGAAAAGGGAAAUCCCAAACACUGAGAGAGAAAUCAGCGAGAGGAAAAGCACAGGGAAGGACUCCGAGAUGGGAGCGUGCGCGUCCAGGACCAAAGCAAAGAAGAGCUCGGGCAAGAACCGCAGGAGAGCUGUGGAAACUGUGCUUGGGCUUCCUGAGAACAGCACUGUUAUAGUGACGGAGAGCGAGAGAGGACCAGAGUGCAGAGAGCCUCAUAACAUGGCUAGAACCCACAACCACACCAAUACAAUCAAACUGGAGACUCCCAAGAUGGCACCAGUAGUGGAUGGCCCUGCCAAACCAAAUGGCAUGUGUUUGGGCAGACCUCGACGGAAGGUUCCGGAGAGGCGGCCUCAGUGGGAGUCGGGCUCAGACUCGGGCAGCUCGUCGGGCAGUGUGAGGGCCAGCCGCGGGUCCUGGGGCAGCUGGAGCAGUGCCAGCAGCAUGGAGGGGGAGAAGGAGCCCAUCAGAAUCCAUGGCAGCAGCACCACCCGCAAGAGAGAUGCCCCUCAGUACAGCACAUACUCCACUGAGCGUGACUGCUUCCUCCACAGCCGCUGCACCUUCAAAACGCAGAGUCCGAGUGCUGUGUGUGUGACGGACGUGUGCCAAAGCCCUGAGACUCCUGCCCCCUCUGCUGUCUUGGCCAGCUUCACUGAUGUGGCUGCUAGUCUGGACAGAACUUCAGAUGCUGCCACUGCCUAUGUUCCAGACGAGACAUGGUCUGCCCACUCGGUGCCACUGACCAAUGGCUUUAGGUACAGCAUGCCAGAGCCGAUCAAUUUUGUAUCCCAGAGCUCUGCCUCGAGCCCAUUUAGUGGAAAUUUCCCUUGGAACAAUGCAGCCAGCCAAUGCAGCAACGCCUAUUCCUACUGUCAUCAAAAUUACAUGUUGGCUGGCAACGGCAAUUACCAGAACGCCUUCUCGAGCCAAGAAAACCAAACGAUGCCCGCUGGCCAGCAGUCUGUCUGGCGUGAGGAAGCAGUGCAGGAAGUGGCCUCGUCUUGGGGCAUGACCAGCUGUGUGGGCAGCAAGCCAUUUUUCUCAGGCACCAGAAGCCUCUCCCCCAUCUCUUCCAGUCUCUUCGGCUCCAUCUGGACACCUCAGAGUGAACCCUACCGGAGCCACUUUCCCCCUGACCGCUCCGCGCCCACCUCUCCGCCCACCACGCCAGUGUCGCCCUUCAGCCGAGAGCCGGGCGGGGCCUGCCCCGCCAAGCAGUACUCCAGCUUCAACCCGUUCGGCCCACGCAUGAACCUGGACAUCUGGAACUCAUCCUCCAACCGCAGCUCCACAUCACAGCUCUCCAACGAUUCCGGAUAUUGCGGAGACGUGUAAGCGGGAGCCGGAUGGAGGAAUGAGGGCGCUAUCGCUGCAUAAGGAAUAAGGAGGGGUGGGGGGGGAAAGAAUGUGGAUUUUAUUAAUAAAGAAGAAAAAUGAUUUUUUUUUUUUUCUUUUAUGUUCCAUCCCCCCCCCAAAAGAGUUAAUUGUCGUGCAAAAGUUAAGCCUUUUGUUGUAUAUUUUUCUAGAUGUUUUGCAGAUUUGACCAUACAAAAUUAAAAAAAAAAAAAAAAAG